Molecule: messenger RNA, 2989 nt
Organism: Orcinus orca (killer whale)
Lineage: Eukaryota; Metazoa; Chordata; Mammalia; Artiodactyla; Delphinidae
Gene: CLDN16
Product: claudin 16
Exons: 5
Coding region: 467-1174 (235 amino acids)
Biological process (GO): bicellular tight junction assembly; cell adhesion
Cellular component (GO): bicellular tight junction; plasma membrane
Molecular function (GO): structural molecule activity
Source: RefSeq, a predicted model, not a curated record
GGGAGGAGGAGAAUAGCUCACUUUCUCUGGAGGGCCUGAGAAGGAUCAGUUUACAGGCGUCAGCAUGGGGUGUGACCCUUCUUCCUUCUCUCCAUCUUGGCGCUGGCACGUGCCUCUGGUGACCAUCAUCUCACAUUAGCCCACGGUCUGGGCAGAAAACAUUACCGGGGCUCCUUUUCUCCCCCACCCAAAACAUUCUCAGUCCUUUCACUGUCCUGGCUUCUGAUUGGAGGCUCGUUGCUUCAGAUAAUGACCUCCAGGACCCCUCUGUGGGUUAUAGCCUGUUUGUAUUACUCUUACCGCAGCUUAAGACGCCUGCAGUGGGGAGUAAGGAAAAGGAAAAGACCAGCAUUUUCAACAUCCCCAGGUACCAGAAGCACAGAAGACUGACAGCAUUCCAGCUACCUGCGUGGGUCCAGGGCUGGCAGCUGCCCAUGUGUCCCUUGCAGACAGGCCGUUCGUUAAGAUGAGGGAUCUUUUUCAGUAUGUCGCCUGCUUCUUUGCAUUUUUCUCUACUGGGUUCUUGGUUGUGGCCACCUGGACAGACUGUUGGAUGGUGAAUGCAGAUGACUCCCUGGAGGUGAGCACAAAAUGCCGAGGCCUCUGGUGGGAGUGUGUCACAAAUGCUUUUGAUGGGAUUCGCACCUGUGAUGAGUACGAUUCUAUACUUGCUGAACACUCCUUGAAGCUGGUGGUAACUCGGGCGCUGAUGAUUACUGCAGAUAUUUUAGCUGGAUUUGGAUUUAUUAUCCUGCUCCUUGGUCUUGACUGUGUGAAAUUCCUCCCUGAUGAGCCAUACAUCAAAGUCCGCAUCUGCUUUGUUGCUGGAACCACAUUACUUAUAGCAGGUGCCCCGGGAAUCAUUGGCUCUGUGUGGUAUGCUGUUGAUGUUUAUGUGGAACGUUCUUCUCUGGUUUUGCACAAUAUAUUUCUUGGCAUCCAAUAUAAAUUUGGUUGGUCCUGUUGGCUUGGAAUGGCUGGGUCUCUGGGAUGCUUCUUGGCUGGUGCUGUCCUCACAUGCUGCUUAUACCUCUUCAAAGAUGUUGGACCUGAGAGGAACUAUCUGUAUUCCAGGAGGAAAGGCUAUUCAACUACAGCUGUUUCCAUGGCCCAGUCAUAUGCAGCCCCUCGGACACAGACUGCCAAAAUGUAUGCUGUAGACACUAGGGUGUGAAGUGACACAUAUCAGUCAGUGUGUAUAUGUUGUUUAACUAACCAAUCAAUAUGUUCAAGUUAAUAAAAUAGCCGGCCAAUCCAGGAAUAGUUAUCUAGACUUCCUGUUCAACUAAAUUAAUUGCUUAGCUUAAUCAAAAAGUGUGAUUCUCCUAUCACUUCUCCUUCUCAAUUAUUCUUAUAUUCUUCUACAUUCUUUUACCCUCUCUCUCUCACACAUAUACACACGUACACUUUCCCUGUAUUUUAAGAUAAGGUUGCUGGGAUAUAAAACUGUUUGUUGUGAUAUUGCUGCUAGAGAUAGUGACAUAGUGAUAUUAAAAUUAAAUGACGCUUUAAGAAUAGAAAACAACUUUCAAAAGAGGUCAGAGAUUCUAAUCUUUGAAAGGAUUGUCAAGCUCUUAGCUCUUUCCCUGGUUUUUGGCUCACUUUUUGUAUUCUCAAUUGAGUGAGUUAUUUGAUAACUUUGAAGAAGAUGAUUUUUCCAAAUUCAAACAAGUAUAUCAAAACUUACCAUUGCUCUGAUUCUGUUAAAAUAGAAAAAGAAAAUAACAGCUUCAUGUACCAGCCACUGGUGGGAGUUAAAGAUAAAAAGAUCCCCCUCCAAACUCUAAAUGUCAAAAGCAAAUGCUAAAUUAAUACCAGAGUCAGUGCUGACCUUCUUCCUCAUUAACCACAUUAAAGAUCUGUGUAUUUUUUUAAUCACUACUCCAAGUUUGCCUAUAGAUUGUCAAAUAUUAAACUACAGCAGUUAAUAGCUAAACCGGAGAGUUCACUUAGCAUUGAUUGGGCAUCCAAAUGUAUCUCAAGAAUGUAACAUAUUAGAAUUCACCAUUUCAGGUGUCCUCUCACCACUGGAUCCUCAGCACCCAGCAAAAUAGCUGACAUAUGACAAAAUGUAAAAAAUAUUUGUUGCUUGAAAGCAAUAAAGGCUCAACAAUUCUCUAUUGAAAAAAAUCAAUUUUCCUCACAAAAUAUGUGCUUUUUGAAAAAAUAGAAUUAUAUACACACUUAAAGAAAUCAAUGAAUAAUUGCUAAAGGGAUUUUGUUCAUAUCCAUAAUAUAAACAUAUUUCAAUUUUUUUAAUUGUAGAGUUUUUUUUUAAGUUAUAAACUUUAACCUCAGGUUUUCUGGUUCCUUGAAACUCACAUGAAUAGCAUUAAUAGCCAUACAGUAUCUUAACAGACUAUCAACUGAACUACAAAUUAGUUCUUUGGAAAAUGGAAAUUUAGUUGUGAACGUCUGAAGCUCCCAAAAGAAGUCUUUCCAAUUUAAAACGCUAAAAAUAAUGUGAAAACGAGAUGGUGGAAACUGGUACAUACAUUGCUGAGAAUGAUGUUCAUGACUUCAUAUGACAUCUCUUUACUAGUAUCUCAGGAGAAUUUAUAAUACAAUCUUAGAAUUAAGAGCAACUGAUUCACUUUUAUUUCAUGGAUGUUAUUAACUGUAACUGACAUUUAACAAAAGUAAUUGUAGAUUAUGUUUACUAGUUAUAUGGGUAUUAUUCUAAGCAUUUUAAAGCUUAUUUUGUGUUGUUCUUUUUUCUCAACCUUAGCUUUUAAAUUUUUUAUUCCCAUAUUUAUUUUAUGAUAUACUGUCUGUCAUGUUUUAUAUAUUCUAAUAAGUCUCUUGAAAUACUUCUGGGGAAAGGCAGGGUAAAUUUAAUUAAAUAAUUAAUUAGAUUUUAGAGGUACAAAUUUUUCCCUCCUUAAAGGUUUCAUUUCUAUGAGGAAAAAUUUCAGAGGAUUAUGGUGAUAAUCGAAAUCUAUUAAUGUUUUGAAUAUUUUUCUCAAUAAAAACAUUUUGCAUAUCCUGG